AUGUUUGUUCAAUUGACCGUCUUUGGAAUAUUGUUGUGUCAAAAUUUGGUUCAAUCAUAUCCAUCAAAUGAUCCAAGAUGUUUGAACUAUUGUUCGAAUGAGAAUGGAAUUUGUUUAAUUGAAAAUGAUCAACCAAUAUGUUAUUGUUUACCUGAAUGGGAAGGUGAACAUUGUAAUUUAAUUCGAAAAUCAAAUGAAAAAGUUCCAUUGAUGAGUCGAAUCAUGACAAGAAAUACACCGUGUACUUUUGUUCCUGAUUUAUGUAAAAAUGCUGGUGUAUGUUAUCUAGAUGAAACUACAAAGAAAUUAGCGUGUAAAUGUCCAUAUCCAUUUGACGGAACACGUUGUGGAGAAUAUUCAGUCUGUUUUAACUAUUGUUACAAUAGUGGUGUUUGUACAGUUGAGGGUGAUGGACUAAGCAAAGAACCCAAAUGUGAUUGUAAAGGAACAGGUUAUGAAGGAUCUCGUUGUCAACAACAAGAAACAACAACAGCACCACCGACAACAACAACAACAACAAUAACAACAACUACAGGUUCAACAACAACUGAUAUUAUUUGUUCUUAUUUACCUGAUGGUUAUUGUAAUUCGGGAUCAUGUGUUGUUGAAAAUAAUCGAGCACGUUGUCAAUGUCCAUCAACACAUACCGGUGAUCAAUGUGAAAAUGCUGUUGGAGGAACAGUUGUUCCUGGUCAAACAAAUCCAACAGUUAAUCCUCCUCAAUCAACUGCAACAUUAUUUCCUGGUCAAACAAAUCCUCCAAUAAAUCCGGGACAAUCAUCAACUUCUCCUCCAGCUGGAAUCACUUGUGCCCAGAAUCCGUGUCGAAACAAUCGUCCAUGUUAUAAUAAUGGAAAUUCGUAUUUCUGUUAUUGUGGAUCACAAUUCUCUGGCACAAAUUGUGAAACUCUUCAAGGAUAA
Molecule: messenger RNA, 921 nt
Organism: Adineta ricciae
Lineage: Eukaryota; Metazoa; Rotifera; Eurotatoria; Adinetida; Adinetidae
Source: the annotation of a GenBank genome assembly